Molecule: messenger RNA, 1540 nt
Organism: Vicia villosa (hairy vetch)
Lineage: Eukaryota; Viridiplantae; Streptophyta; Magnoliopsida; Fabales; Fabaceae
Product: splicing factor U2af small subunit B-like
Exons: 1
Coding region: 206-1060 (284 amino acids)
Biological process (GO): mRNA splicing, via spliceosome
Cellular component (GO): spliceosomal complex; U2AF complex
Molecular function (GO): metal ion binding; pre-mRNA 3'-splice site binding
Source: RefSeq, a predicted model, not a curated record
AAUUUACAAGGAGUUUGGUCCAAGUUCAACAUUCAUCCAAUCCAAACCAGGUAGGUUUAUUUCCCAACACGGGCUAAAACAUUAAGCUGCGAACACUCACGACUCACCGCAGUUAAGUCGUUAUUCAUUCCAAAUCCGCCACAAAUAAACCUCCAUCUCAGAUCCAAUUCACCCCAUUCUCCAAAUCCUCAAACCCCCUUUAACAAUGGCGGAACAUCUAGCCUCAAUAUUCGGCACAGAGAAAGACCGAGUUAACUGUCCCUUCUACUUCAAGAUCGGCGCGUGUAGACACGGCGACCGUUGUUCGCGUCUCCACAACCGUCCCACCAUUUCCCCAACUCUCCUUCUCUCCAACAUGUACCAACGUCCCGAUAUCAUCACUCCCGGCGUCGAUCCCAACGGUCAACCGAUCGAUCCGCGCCAGAUCCAGCAGCACUUCGAAGAUUUCUAUGAAGAUAUCUUUCUCGAGCUUUCUAAAUUCGGUUACAUCGAAACGCUAAACGUUUGUGAUAAUCUCGCCGAUCAUAUGAUCGGGAAUGUUUACGUUUUGUUUCGUGAGGAAGAUCAUGCCGCGGCGGCGCUUGGUUCGUUGCACGGUAGAUUUUACUCCGGUCGGCCUAUUCUUGCGGAUUUUUCUCCGGUGACGGAUUUUCGUGAGGCGACGUGUCGGCAGUAUGAGGAGAAUAGUUGUAACCGUGGUGGUUAUUGUAAUUUUAUGCAUGUUAAGAAAAUUGGAAGGGAAUUGAGGAGGAAACUGUUUUCUUCUCAACGGAGCCGGAGCAGAAGCAGGAGUCGGAGUAAUAGUCCUCGCCGGAGAAGGAGAAGUGGAGAUCGAGAGAGGCCGCGUGAUAGAGAUAGAGAUUAUGAGUCUCGUGGAAGAAGAAGUAGUGAUAGGGAUAGGAUUAGGGAUAGAGAUGGGAAUAGGGAGAGGAAUAGAGAUAGUAGAGAUGAAGGUGGAAGGCGGAGAAAUGGUAGUUCGGCGAGGGAAGGAAGGGAAGGGAGCGAGGAAAGAAGAGCGAGGAUUGAACAAUGGAACAGGGAAAGAGAGGAGAAGCCUUGAUGUUUUUGCUGAUUUUUAUUUUGAUUUUCUGUUUUGACAUAGGUUGAGGUUGUGAUUUGUGCUGUAUGGUGAAAUUCAAAUGAAGGUGAAUAUCUGACGGUGAGGUUUAUGGAAGAAUCGGUGAAGAGAAGGGAAUGGUAAGGAUUGUGUAAUCGAAUUGGUUGAGUAGGAGCCUUGAUUACAAUUUAAGUUCACUAUGUUUCUAUUUUGUUUAAUAUGUUUGUUGUUUGAGCUUAUCAAUCAGCACAAACACAUGUAAGACUAUUUAAGAGCUUCUGAAAACAUCUUGUGCCAUGUCCAUAAGUUGUUUCAGAGCUUAUUUCCCUGAGCUCUCUAGGACAUCUUAUGAAAAUAGUUUGACGUUAUUUUAUCAUUUGUUAUUGAAAUAGUUUAUUUGUAAGCACUUAGUAGUUUGCUAUCUUAUCUGGUAUUCCAAUCAUGAAUGGGAAAUAACAAGUUAUUUUCUGGUGUCGAGGAUUA